AUGCCCCACGUCCUCAUAAUCCUCACCUCGCAGGGCUUAAUCCCCGCCACCCGCCAACAAACAGGCUGGCACCUGUCCGAACUCGCGCACCCCUACUCCAUCCUCGAACCCAAAGUCGCCCUCACCAUGGCCUCCCCCCAAGGCGGCGAAGCACCCCUCGAUCCAGCCUCAGCCUCUGCCUCGGCUAGACCAGAAUCCGAUACAACCGACAUGACCGCUCUAGCGCGGCACUGGGAGGCCUGGACGCACACGUAUAAGAUUAGGGAGAUGGUUGCCCGGGCGGGAGCGGGGGAUUUCGAUGCGGUCUUCUAUGUUGGUGGGCGCGGGGCGAUGUUUGACCUCGUAAGGGACGCGGCCUCGCUUGCCCUGAUACAGAAUGUCGCAGCGGCGGGGAAGCCCAUCGCGGCGGUCAGCCAUGGGCCUGCGGCGCUGCUGAAUGCGACCGCGCCGUCGGGGGCACCUUUGCUUGCUGGAGCGCGGGUGACGGGGUUCUCGAGGGAGGAGGAGGACGCGGCGGGGAUGGCGGCUGCUAUGCCGUUUCAAUUGGAGACAGAGCUGGAGCGGGUAUCUGGGGGAGGAUAUGUCAAGGCGGACCGAGCUGGGACGGAGAAGGUGGUUGUAUCUACGACGGCCGGGUUGCACUCGCCGCUGAUUACAGGGCAGAAUCCGGCCAGUGCGGCCGGCGUGGCUAGGGAGAUUCUGAGGGUAUUGGGGUGCGAAUGA
Messenger RNA from Aspergillus lentulus, 723 nucleotides. RefSeq names its product ThiJ/PfpI family protein. Gene Ontology annotation, cellular component: cytoplasm. The record is from RefSeq and is a predicted model, not a curated record. NCBI's taxonomy places the organism in Eukaryota, Fungi, Ascomycota, Eurotiomycetes, Eurotiales, Aspergillaceae. Gene Ontology annotation, molecular function: glyoxalase III activity.